CAACUGUGGUGUAAUGAGACCGAGCACAGUGUUACUCACACGAACACAAAUCACCAUCAGGGUAUACAUUCGAACAAUGCUAGCAGUAACUAAACAGCAUAAAAAUCAAACAUUCCAAUAUACAAAAUUAAUUUUUAAAAACCCUACCUUUUUAAAAUAUAAAUAAAGAAAUAAAUGUGGUGGUUUGCACAUGAAAUAGAAUGUCCCUUUCUCCAUAAAUAUUUAUUAAUGCUAUACUCUCUUAUAGAACGGCUUUAUUUACAAUAUUUUACAUUUUAACAGUUUUACCGUGCAUUAGUGAAAAUUAAAUCACUGUGAACAAUGCAGGACAAAUAUUAACUAUAUCCCUGUUUGAAUAAAUAAUAAACUUCAGAAAAGUUCGAUUUUCUGGAAUUCGAGACAUUUAAAACAAUUCCAGUGCACUACAAAAACAGUAUACAUUCACAUUCACGUCAUUAGUCUUGCAGCGCGUGUUAUCAUUAUCAGACUCAUUAGCGCGCGCUGCUCUUUGCUUCUGAUUGGUACAGAUGAGUAGGACUAAACGCAUAUGAAGUCAGACCCUCCCCCUAUUUACCCCUUAUUCGUCCUAAAGUCAGUGUCAUCAUAAUAAAACGCAACUAGCGGGGGGUCUGGACCUCUGCCAUUCUUACAAAAGCGUCGCGGAUCCUCUGUGAGUCAAAGCCGAGCGCGCGCAUCCUCCGGGAGAACUUCUCGCGCUCUGAGAGGAGUAACAUUAGACAGGUAACUUUCAAACGGUCCCGUUUUCUUUUACAUACUUGUGGAUUUUGAACUUUGUGAGAUGUAUUCGUGACUAGCGUCUUAUAAAGCAGCUGUAGGCUAAACAUAAAAAACAAACAGCUGAAGUCAAUCAAAAUUAGGGUAUUAGUGCGCUGAAUGACUUUUUUAUGUCAACGGACGAUAUGCUGGCUUGCUUCUGACUGAUACUGAAAAGAUUUUCAAAAAUGCCUCGGCCAGGCAAGAACUCCUACAGUGACCAGAAGCCUCCAUACUCUUACAUCUCUCUGACCGCAAUGGCCAUUCAAAGCUCGUCUGAGAAGAUGCUCCCCCUCAGCGACAUCUACAAAUUCAUCAUGGACCGCUUCCCGUAUUACCGUGAGAACACUCAACGCUGGCAGAACUCGCUCCGGCACAACCUUUCCUUCAACGACUGCUUCAUCAAGAUCCCCCGGCGGCCCGACCAGCCGGGAAAGGGCAGCUUCUGGGCCCUGCAUCCGGACUGUGGAGACAUGUUCGAGAACGGCAGCUUCCUGCGCCGCCGCAAGCGCUUCAAGCUCCUCCGGGUGGAGCAUUCGGCUUGCAAGAGUGGCCCCGUGCUGCACUCCUACCACUCUCAUGCCCAGCAUGCCUUGCACCAAUCCCACCACCAUUCGGGCAAGCUGGGCAUGGGACACCCGGAGUACCUGGGCACCAUGGGGCGGCUCUCGCACUUCCAGAGCUACACGCUUGGCGGCGGGCAGAGCGGCAGCUUCAAACACCCGUUUGCCAUCGAGAGCCUGAUUGGCAGAGACUAUAAAGGAGUGAUGGCCAGCGGGUUGCCCAUCGCCUCGGUCAUGCAUCACCUCGGGUAUCCCGUGCCCGCUCAACUGGGCAGCAUGGUCAACUCGGUGUGGCCACAUGUGGGCAUGCUGUCUGAGCCGGUGUCAUCAGAAUACCCACCGUUCAAUGUGGCGGUCAAGGGGCUGUACCAUCAUCACCCGGGAACCCAAAGCAUGCCUGCUGUGCCGGUGCCCAUCAAACCCACGCCGACCCUGGGCACAGUCCCGUCCUUGACUGGCAUGUCGCCGGGAGUAACGCAGCUGUGCCCGAGAACAGCAGCGCUGAUGGAGAGAGACGCAACAGCUCUUGUUGAGGAGAAAAGCGGGUCUCUCCAUCCUGCUCUCCUGCAGUCCUGAGCCAAACGCUGAAGACUGAGACACGAGGGUACGUAGAGCAUGUUUUGGGGACGGCUGUGGACUGAUUUGAGAUGCCAGCCUUUUCCGGAAGAUCCUUUAAGAACUGUUUUUUAUUUUUUUAUUUUUUUUUUGCUGUGUGUUAAAUUCUGCAGAGUGCAGAUUGUCAGAAUUCUGCUUUAUGGUAUGUGUACAUGUUUUAGCUACUUUUAAAAAAAAACAGUGUACUGUACAAAGGACUGUAUAAACUGGAAAAAGAAAAACAUUGAUGUACAUUUUGUAAACCCUUAAACAUUAAGCCUUAUAAAAGCUACACAGACUGUGUAAUGAAUUAAAAAUGAUGACUUGCAUGCUUGUGUGCCACUGUUGAAACAGUGGAUCGCUGUGCGUCUGGGAGAGAGUCGUGAAAUAACCCAAAGUGAAUUUUUGCUAAAUUAUUGUAUUCAUGUAACAUAGAAAAUAAUGUUAAAUGUUGUUAUAUAUUAUCAUAAAUGUUAUACAUGUAAAUAGGUGUAGAAUAUCAUCACUUACAGCAUUUGAAUUGCACUUGUGGUAUUUACUAACACAACACUGAAAUAUUUUACGAAGAUGAAACAAUCAAAUAGACAGUUCUAGUGAAUAAAAGCAGGCCUGGUUUAAGUGUGCUGUUUUAAAGUGGCAUGUGAGUUUUAACAAAAAAAUCAGUAUAAUUGUAUAAGACUUGUAAAUUAAAUAUUUUUAGAGUAAAA
Cyprinus carpio (common carp) is the source of this 2638-nucleotide messenger RNA. Its product is annotated as forkhead box protein B2-like. The record is from RefSeq and is a predicted model, not a curated record. Gene Ontology annotation, molecular function: RNA polymerase II cis-regulatory region sequence-specific DNA binding; DNA-binding transcription factor activity, RNA polymerase II-specific. Gene Ontology annotation, biological process: anatomical structure morphogenesis; cell differentiation; regulation of transcription by RNA polymerase II. Lineage: Eukaryota; Metazoa; Chordata; Actinopteri; Cypriniformes; Cyprinidae.